This is a messenger RNA of Osmia lignaria (orchard mason bee), 3175 nucleotides long. It is a transcript of the gene NaPi-III, whose product is annotated as Na[+]-dependent inorganic phosphate cotransporter type III. The record is from RefSeq and is a predicted model, not a curated record. Gene Ontology annotation, molecular function: phosphate transmembrane transporter activity. Lineage: Eukaryota; Metazoa; Arthropoda; Insecta; Hymenoptera; Megachilidae. Gene Ontology annotation, biological process: phosphate ion transmembrane transport. Gene Ontology annotation, cellular component: membrane.
AAUAAAUGUUACAUUUAACAUUUAAAAAUGAGAAAAAUUUCGAUAGACAACUCUUUUAUUUAAAGUUACAUGUAGGAAAUGAUUAUUGGUAAUUAUGUUCACAUCAAUUCGUAGCUCGUUUAACACCCUUUAUGCAAUGACUUAUUCAUCAUUCCCCCCACAGAGAUCCAGUGCAUAGUUAGUGCGUAAUAUAUUGUUAAUGAAUGUGAUUGCGAAUUCUAGUCAUUGUUGGUUGAUAUUCACAUAAAGCAGUUCAAAUUUGUAGUACGAUAAUAAUUUUUAUAUUAUACAUACAUAUAAGAGUUUCGCGGGCAAAUGGCGGAUCAAUAUUUCACCCCCACGCGGAUAUAAGCGGCAUUCCCGAUCACACAAGAUUUACACGAAGUAAUUUUCAGUUUUGUGAGUGAAAAAAUAUACCCUCAGUUUUUCUUUUUUUUUUCUCUCUUAACAAUUACUUCAUUAUUUUGUUGUACCGUGAAGUCAACCAAUACAUAUCUUCUAUAUGACCCAUGAAAGAACGGUUUGAAAAGGGAGAACCGUACGGCAAAUUGUAGAGAGAAUGAUGCAAAAAGUGGUAAUGGGCAAUUGUAACUUCUAAACUUUAUUCUGUAUUAAAUUUUGUGUAACACGCUUGAAAGCUUUGCUUAUUCAAACCAUUUAUUAUUUUUAUUUUACGCAGUUCGUAAGAGUAGCUUGUAGUCUAAAUGUCGUGUUUCGUACAAACACCCUUUGGCAGCGAAUUUAACAUUUAUUUCCUAUUGUACGCGCAAAAAGUGAAAGAGUAAAAUAUCUUUUUUAAAAAUCAAUUUUAUUAGGAAUGUGAAUUUUAAUCAAAAUAGAAAGUGUUACUAUACGAAAAAGUGAAAAAGGUAACACCACCCCUUCGGGAUUAAGCGAAAUAAAAAUUGGCAAACCGUUUCAACUUAUCGUUAGUAAUUGAAUUUUCUUCGUGGAUGUUUAAGUAUCUCGUUGCUUAAACUUAAUUUUCAGACAGUUAUGACGUGUCUGCGAAGAUGCCGGAAGAACAACGAUCAGCGUGUUUCCAUACAGUGGAAACGCUGAUAAUGAAUCUUUAUAAAAUUGAGCACCAUAUUUUAUAUUUAAUACAAACUAAAAAGUUGAAGAAAGUGUUUAAUACAGUAAUUUUUCUUUUUAUGCAGUUAAAUACUUCUAACUGAAUGUUAUUAAAUAAUAAAAACAUAAUGCUAUAUAUAUCAGGUGCUGAGCCAAAAUACUACCUCCGUUACAUGUACAAAGUUACAAAAUUGAUUGUACUAGAAGUAAAAUAAAAGAUAUUAACUAUACAUAUAAAUGUAUAUCCAUAUAUAUGAAUUUAAACUAUAAAUGGAGAAAUAUAUACUGAUUUAUAAAUAUUUGCAUGUAAAUGCAUAAUAGAAGAAAAGUUAAAUCAGGAGUUCUUCCUCGAUACAUGUUCGCAUGUUCAAUGACGAGUAUUACUUUUAAACAUCAUGACAAGAAAAAGUUUGAUAAGAAUAAUUUAUUGACAAAUGUGUAAAAAAGAAAAUAACAAUAGCUCAAAAGAAACAUCUAUUAAAUAAAUAAAAAUGAGUGUACCGUAUGAUGAAAACUUGGUAUGGAUAGUAGUAGUUGGAUUCAUAGUGGCGUUUAUUUUGGCAUUUGGUAUCGGAGCAAAUGACGUUGCGAAUAGUUUUGGAACGAGCGUUGGUGCAGGAGUACUUACAAUAUUUCAAGCAUGUAUUUUAGCAACUGUCUUUGAAAUUGCUGGAGCUGUACUCAUCGGCUAUAAGGUAUCCGAUACUAUGAGAAAAGGUAUACUAGACGUUACAUUAUACGAAGGCCAUGAAAAAGAAUUAAUGAUAGGAGCGUUGUCUAGUUUAGCCGGAUCUGGUAUCUGGCUUUUACUAGCAACCGCAUUGCGUUUACCUAUUUCUGGAACACAUUCCAUUGUUGGUGCUACUGUUGGAUUUUCACUUGUCUGUAAAGGUACUGCAGGGGUAAAAUGGAUAGCUCUUGCUAAUAUAGCAGCAUCUUGGUUUGCAAGUCCUGUACUUAGUGGAAUUGUAUCAGGUGCUAUAUUUUGGCUUCUAAGAAAAUCAAUACUACAGUCUAGUAAGCCUCUAGAACGAGGUCUUCAUAUUCUCCCAGUAGCAUAUGGUCUCACUGUUGCUAUAAAUGUUAUGUCAGUUGCACUCGAUGGACCUAAAUUAUUAAUGCUGGAUAAAUUGCCAUGGUGGGGUAGUUUAAUAGCUGCGUUAGCUCUUGGUUUAUUUUCAGCCAUCAUCGUUUAUUUAUUUGUUGUUCCAUGGCAAAGAAAGAGAAUAUUGAUUUCACUAAACAGCAACGAGAAAACAGCAACAACAACAAAGUUUGGUACCUGUGAUAAAAAAGAAACUACAGCAUUAUCUGUUAUUUCGGAAGUACCGUGUAGUAGUAAUAGUAGUAGCAACGGUAAUACAAAAGAAACAGCACCAAAAUUACGUGGUAAUAGCAGUGCAAGCCCUCUUUUAAUGGUAGCAGGAUCAGAUACCGAGGGUGUUCAAAACGAAACCGAAAGAAGAAUCGAAGAAGAGCCAGAAAUAUCUAAGCUGUUUGCCUUUCUCCAAGUAUUAACUGCAGCAUUUGGUAGUUUCGCACACGGUGGUAAUGACGUGAGUAAUGCAAUAGGACCACUUAUUGCACUUUGGGCUGUAUACGCAGAGGGAUCAGCUAGACAAGAGGCAGAAACUCCAAUGCUCAUACUACUUUAUGGUGGCUUAGGAAUAUCAACUGGUCUUUGGGUAUGGGGUCGUAGAGUUAUACAAACUGUAGGACAAGAUUUAGCACGUAUCACACCAACUACUGGAUUCACUAUAGAGGUAGGAGCAGCGGUAACAGUUUUGUUGGCAAGUAAGGCUGGUUUACCUGUGUCAACAACUCAUUGCAAAGUGGGAUCAGUCGUCUGUGUCGGAUGGGCUUCACGUGGCGGUGAGGGAGUUUCAUGGAAAUUAUUUCGUAAUAUUGCAUUCGCGUGGUUAAUUACUGUACCAGUGGCUGGCUGCUUGUCCGCAGGAUGUAUGGCUAUUUUCAAAGAAAUACUUAGUUUGUGAUUUCACUGUCAGGGCAACUAAACACAUUUUAGUGGAAACCCUCCAAUGCUACUAUUGUCAAUAAUUUAUGCAAAAAUAAAUGAUCAAAUGUAAUUUAAAAAAAAAAA